This is a messenger RNA of Spinacia oleracea (spinach), 964 nucleotides long. RefSeq names its product SNF1-related protein kinase regulatory subunit beta-3. The transcript has 5 exons. The record is from RefSeq and is a predicted model, not a curated record. NCBI's taxonomy places the organism in Eukaryota, Viridiplantae, Streptophyta, Magnoliopsida, Caryophyllales, Amaranthaceae. Bases 1 to 516 code for a protein of 171 amino acids. Gene Ontology annotation, molecular function: protein binding.
AUGGGAGAAGUAGAUGAGUUGAUUGAGGUGGGUAGCAUCACUGGAAAAAAGCUUAGAAUUACAGCUACUUGGUCUUUAAUCAUCCCCGAUUUUUACAUUUCGGUUCUUUACUCAAAAGCACUUUCUGUUUAUGAGACGUCUUCUCUUAGUGAUUACUUUCUCAACAUGAGCACCCCAUGCAAUAACGAGCAAGAACAUGGUACUGUAGCAGGAUUUGAAACUCCUGAUUCGCCUAGUUCAAGUUAUAACAAUGUAUUCCCUGGAAAUGAAGAUGAGGCACGUGAAGCACCUGGUAUCCCUUCACACUUGCAGCAUACAUUGUUAAGCUGCCCUGCUAGUAGAGAAACCUCUGUUACACUUCCGCUGCCUCAAAAUGUGAUAGUAAACCAUCUUUACAUCGAAAAUAGGGAAGCUCCAAGAUCCGUUGUGGCGCUGGGUUUUACCCAUCGUUUCCGGUCAAAGUUUGUCACUGUUGUUCUUUACAAGCCUGUCCCGAGAAGGGGGAGCAAUGCUUGAUGUAUAGCCAGCCAGAAAGUAGUCAUUCAAUUAGGUGUUGCCCAUUUUACCUCAAUUAAUGUGGAAUAUUCUGAAAAUGUUUUCAGGGAAAAUACCAUUGUGGUUUAUUGCCUGGUAAUCAAAAUUUCCAUAAUUUAGGAUUGCUCCACCGCGCUCGCCGCCCCGGCAUUGGCUAAGAUUAAUGGUUAGCAUGAUAUACAAUGUUCUAGACCUAGUACAAGGAAGAAUUUAUUGGCAGCUUGUUGUUGUUGUAACUAUUAGUUGGAGCUGACCCACUUGUUCAUAUGUUUCCCGAUGUCAUGACACCAUUUCAUGAUUGACAUUGAGAAUUUGAGAUUGUGUUUCGUUCUUCUUUGGCUGAUGGGAUCUGGAAUGGCUUCACCAGUCCAUCAGAUAAAUCACUCUUAUUUUCAGGAAAUCAAAUAGGACUAAUUCGCUAUUGUUUGUU